This is a messenger RNA of Cuscuta campestris, 1226 nucleotides long. Lineage: Eukaryota; Viridiplantae; Streptophyta; Magnoliopsida; Solanales; Convolvulaceae. The record is from the annotation of a GenBank genome assembly.
AUGCAUUCAAUGUGGAAAUCUCUUGCUCGAUACAAGAUUUGGUGCGUGGUACUCCAAUGGCAUUGAGUGAUAUUCCCUUGGAGUUAAAAAGUUUCAAAAUAAGGAUGAUGAACACUAUAAGGAAUCUUCUUGGCAUUCCCAUUGCUCCACCUGAUUUGGUCCCCACAACCACUCUACACAAUCCUACAUCUACUAACAUGGAAUCUGUGGAGCGUAUGGUUGAGGAUUCAAUGAGAGUUUCUGCAGUUGAUGCUGAUGGUGUUUCUGUUGAAGGUAUUGUUAAUGCUUUUCCAUCGGAUCUUGUCACUGUUGAUACACACGUCGACGCACCGGGUAAGGGAGAAGUUGCCAAGGAUCCAACAUUGAGCAAUGUCAUCAUUGCGUGUAGCCUUGUGCCUUCAUCCAAAACAGCCCAAGUAGCAUAUGUAAAUUAUACUGUAGAAAAGCUACGACUUAAUGCCAAGGAUGGGAAAAUUAUGGUCAUGGGAGCAACGCUUUGCCUUGUGGGAGCGUUAAGUACUGCAAUGUACACCGGAAAAAUGUUCUACCUAAGGAAUGUGGCCGACAACUCGAAGAAUCUUUUAUUCCAUUUGAUUGAUGGUAUGACGCCGAAUUGGACACGCGGCACUAUAUUUCUAGUCAGCAGUUGCUUGGGAUAUGGUUUUUGGUUCAUUGCACAGUUUAAACUGUACAAGAUAUACCCACACACAUAUUCGGCAAACUUGCUCAUAUGCAUAACCGCCUCCUUUCAAAGCAUGGUAAUCGGUUUAUGCAUUGAUAGAAGAAUGGCGUCCUGGGCUCUCGGAUGGAAUUUGCAACUAAUCACCAUUUUUUACUCUGGCGCAUUAGCAACGGGAGCAACCUUUUGCUUAAUCUCUUGGGCUAUUGCAAAAAAAGGGCCCACUUAUCCUUCAAUGUUCAAUCCAUUAUGUUUGAUCAUGGUGGCAAUCACUGAACUCGUUUUCUUUGGCGCUGGAAUCUCCCUUGGAAGCUUGAUUGGGAUGUCUCUAAUCAUACUGGGAUUGUAUCUUUUCCUAUGGGGAAAGAACAUGGAGAUACAAAGUGAAGAUCACUUGGUAAUAAUAAUGGAUGGCGAAGCUGCUGUCAAGUUGCUAUCAUAACAACGGCUCUAGUUGUGCCUGCUUCAUUAUUUCUUCAUUCCCCUAGUGAUCAUUGUAUUGGUAGUGUGUAACAAGUUACAACUCUGAUAAAUGGAACAUAUUAAG